AUAAUUAUCAUUUUUUUAUUUUUCAUUCCCUCAAUUACGAUAUAUUAUUUUGUUAAUUAAUCAGCGCUAAUACUUCAGAGACUAGAGCGGUUUUAAAUUGUCCCUAGUGGUUGUGAUAAAACGUUACAGUCAAAGUUUUAGAAGCUGACAAUAAUCGGUAUUGCGAAUAAGAAGCUUAUGAAAACCAGCACAUGUGAAUGUACUGCAUAUAUAUAUAUAUAUAUAUAUAUAUAUAUAUAUGUAUCUACAAAGGGGAGAGGCGUGAAAAAUCCUGUGUAGUGCGGCGCUUGAUGCCGCUGUUGCUGGUUUGCUCGCAAUGGCUGCCAUUGCCGGCUGGUUUAACUGUCAUGACAGUAGUGCUGGCUCCUUGGUCUAUAAAUAAAAAUAAAAUAAUACGGCAUGUGGUUACAUCAAACAAUACACCAGCAACUAACACCAGAGUUGAGUACACAGACAAUAAAAUUAAAUAAAAAAAAACCAGACGUCGAUUCGUAGCGAACGGUGUCCAGUGAAUUUUAGUCUGUUAUAUAUUUAAAUAUUAAAUUCUGCUGAACAUUCUGCACCUAAAUUAUUUAAUUAUCGAUGAUAAUACAUUAUUUAUUUAUUUAAUUUAUCAAAAAUGUAAUUUAACUUGGGAUUAUUGUGUAGUUAAAUAGUGUGUGGAAUAAUAAUAAUAAAAUAGUAAGUAGAGGUAUAAGAAUAUGAAGUCGAAAACGACCUCAAAACCUCAAAGUGACAUCAGUUGUGAUUUGGAUCCCAGCGAAGUUAACGAGAGCUACGAUGAGUUCAAUACAAUAAUGAUACCGGCAUCGAGAAUUAUCAACAAAAGUCCGUCUAAUGACGAAGGCAUUGAGCCGGAUUCAGAUCUAAAGUCACUGCAUCAAGUCGGUGGAUCCUGGAGCUUGGAUUCCUCAUCAGUUAAUGGUGAUGAUGAUUGUUGUAGACGUGACUGUAAUCCCAAUAACAGCCUGUGGCAAAGGCGUAGAUCGAGAGCCCAAGUCACUCGCUGCUGUAGCUCUGAUAGUGCUGUUAUCAGUGAUGAUGAUCAGAAUCAGAAUAAAGGAUGGGAUAGCUUGAUAAUUGGAGAUAGAGGUGAGUGUGACUCGAUGACGGACGAGAAGCCACGUUACUGGCGAACACCAAGUGUAGUAGUCAGUGAUUAUUCGGAUUACUCGUAUUUGGAUGAGAAAUAUGAGCGCAAUGAGUUUGAUAUUGAGGGAGGCACAAGUGAUACACCUAGUCAGGCGAGCAGUUGUUCUUGUUUAGAUUGCGACGAAAUACGUGAAUUUAAUGAUGAUUUACAUUCAAAUUCUGUUGACAAUCAUCUUCUACGAGUAUGCGGUCUUAGGCGACAUUCUGAUUCGUGCUGUGCGUGCUUGAGUACUCACAAUAAUAUCAAUUCCCGAAUUGAUAUCGAAAGCCGUAGGAAUUCAUGUCUCGCAGUGAGCAAUUCACACUUUAUAAAACUGGACACUAAAACGACAAGUACUUGUGCCGGUGAACGAGGAUACGAUAGUAGUAUCGUUAAUACUGAAGAAAAUAAAACGACAAUUGAACUUCUAGAUAUCCCGCCGAUACGUAAAAUCUCAAACUGUUCAACAAACUCGAGUCUGAGUGGGGACGACUUUGAGGUCACCGAACUGCAACCGUUAAAGAGGCCACAGAGCUCGGCAUGGAAGAAGCUUAAGAAUAUCAUACAGUGGGCCCCGUUUUUUCAGACCUACAAAAAAAAAAGUUAUCCAUGGAUACAGUUAGCAGGACAUCAAGGUAACUUUAGAGCCGGUCCAACACCUGGUACGAUUCUAAAAAAAUUGUGUCUACAAGAGGAAGCCUGUUUCCGUUUAUUAAUGAAUGACGUAUUAAGACCAUACGUGCCGGAGUUCAAAGGUGUAUUAGACGUAAGAGAAGAAGAGGGACAUCAGAAUCAAGAAUCAGACAUUAAAAGUCCCGAUGACACAACUUGCAACAGCAACUCGAUAGUGACAUCGUAUUUGCAGUUGCAAGACUUACUCGGUGACUUUGAGGAGCCCUGUGUGAUGGACUGCAAGGUCGGUGUGCGAACUUACUUAGAGUCCGAGCUGGCAAAAGCCAAAGAGCACCCGAAGCUACGGAAAGACAUGUACGAAAAAAUGAUCCAAAUAGAUCCUACGGCACCGAGUUUGGAGGAGAAGAGACUGCAGGGUGUUACUAAACCGAGAUAUAUGGUCUGGCGCGAGACGAUAUCAAGUACUGCCACCCUUGGAUUCCGAGUUGAAGGAGUUAAACUCACUCAUGGUAGUUCAUCCAAGGAUUUCAAGACAACAAAAACUCGGGAACAAGUUACAGAAGCCCUGAAAUAUUUCGUUGAAAAUCAUCCGCAUGCUGUUCCUAAAUAUUUGCAACGUCUCAAGGCCAUAAGAGCGACCUUAAAAACUUCACCUUUCUUCGCAACACAUGAAAUUGUCGGAUCAAGUCUUCUUUUUGUUCAUGAUUCUAAAAAUGCCGGUGUAUGGAUGAUUGAUUUCGCAAAGACGCUGCCUCUACCAUCGACGAUGCCAAGUAUUCGACACGACGCCGAGUGGGAAGUCGGUAAUCACGAAGACGGUUAUUUAAUUGGUGUUAAUAAUUUGAUAGACAUUUUUGAAGACAUUAAAAAUUCAGAAAAGUUAUAAAUACAGUGAUUAUAAAUGAUAAUUACUGACUAAUUGACAAGAGAGACUUGAAAUAAAUAAUAUUUAAUUUAAAACUCGAGGCUUUUUAAAAUACAAAAGUCGAUUGUGUGACAUUUUUAGUUAUCAUUUAACGUUUUCGUGUUAAUUAAAUGAUAUAUAUUUAGCAAUAUAAAGAAUAUACGUAAACUCGUUAGUUCGAUAGAUUAUUUAUGAUAGUUUACUUGAAAAAGUUGAGAUUAAAUAAAUAAAUAACCGAGAACAUUUAAAUUAAUGAAUAAUUAAAUGAAAAAAAAGUAAAAUAAAAAACGGGAUUUCAAGUUUCUCCUUCGAAAAUAAAUGUGACCUUAUUAAUUAACGCGGAUCUGAUAUUUUAUGCUAAAUUACAUAGAUCCGAAUGCACAGAUAAGAGACCAAAGACGCGGUAGUUUGAUUGCUACCUAGUAAUUUUUUUUUUUUUUUUUUUUUUUUUUUUUAUAAUUAAAUAUCAGCUUCACAAGUACAGUAAAGCAAUAAUUUUUUAUCGAUAAAUUUUUUUAUACAAUAUCUAUUAAUAGAGUACUUUUGCUAGAGUAAUUCAUAACUUAUUAAAUUUUCUUAGUUAAAAAAAAAUAUAAAUAAAACAACAUAAAAAUAAAGAAAUAAUGAUUGAUAUAAUAAUAAUAAAUUUCAACAAUCUCUUUUUACUAAGAGUGCAAUAGUUAAUUUAAUAAACUAUUUAUACGUAAGAUUUUAUUUAUACUUUUGAAAUAAUAUUGCGAAAUCGUCUCUGACCCGAGCGAUAAAAUGUAUUUUAUAUUCACACAAUGUACCACACACAUUUGUAAAUAAAUUUUUUCAUGUCAUAUUAAAAGAAAAAA
Microplitis mediator is the source of this 3508-nucleotide messenger RNA. It is a transcript of the gene IP3K2, whose product is annotated as inositol-trisphosphate 3-kinase B. Gene Ontology annotation, cellular component: cytoplasm; nucleus. The record is from RefSeq and is a predicted model, not a curated record. The transcript is spliced from 6 exons. The coding region runs from base 702 to 2651 and encodes 649 amino acids. Gene Ontology annotation, biological process: inositol phosphate biosynthetic process. Gene Ontology annotation, molecular function: inositol tetrakisphosphate kinase activity; inositol-1,4,5-trisphosphate 3-kinase activity. NCBI's taxonomy places the organism in Eukaryota, Metazoa, Arthropoda, Insecta, Hymenoptera, Braconidae.